This is a messenger RNA of Chironomus riparius, 3167 nucleotides long. Lineage: Eukaryota; Metazoa; Arthropoda; Insecta; Diptera; Chironomidae. The record is from the annotation of a GenBank genome assembly.
AAACUUUUCUGACAAGUUGAUUCCCCUUUCAAAUCAAAAUCAAAACAAAUCGAAAUUGUCGAAUUAAAAUUCAGAAAUUAAUUAAAUUUAUGCUCUAAAAUGGCACUGGUUCAAAAAAGACCAUAUCCAGAGACGUCUAAAACACUUCAGAUUGAAAACUUAGAACCACCAAAGAAGAAAAUUAAAAUUCAACUGAAAGGAAGUGAAAGAUCUUUUGCAGCAUUACUGAAACGUCUUGAAAGCACUUCUAGCAGUAAUGAGACAUUACAGAUACUUACAGAAAUUUCAGAUACUCCAAAUUUCUAUGAUUUGUCACUGGAUGCUGUGAAAUUCUUAGUGAAUAUGUUUCGAAAGGAAAAAGACUUUAUACGAGUCAAAAUAUUGUACUUGAUGAGUGAUUUCGCAAUUGAUCAUACAAUCGAUGCAUGUUCACUUUUAGAAGAUAUUUUAAUUCUAAUGAAAUCCGAAGAAUCGUCAAAAGUUAUCUGUCAAUCGUUUAAUUCAAUCUUUAAUAUUGGACAAUCCGGUCAAGUAAUUGCACAAGCUGUCUAUUUACGAAUCAUAGAAUUUGCUAAGCAAAAAUUGUCAUCUUCUAAUUACAACGUUCAAAGACAUGCAAUAAGAAUUAUUGGAGCAUUUGCCAGCAGGGAAGAUGCUGAAAAAGAGUUAAUGCUCUUAGUAUCGCAUUAUAUGGAUAGUCCUGAUGCUAGAACCCGUGCACAGGCAAUCAAUUCUAUUUUAUGCAUGGGUAAUAGAGCAAUCCAAUUAUCACAAUCACUUUAUUCGAGAGUUGAAAAGCAUCUUAAAGAUGACUACGAAUGUGUUAGAAAAGAAGCUCUGCAGUUGGUUUUUGAAAUAAGUCAACGACACCCAGAAUUUACCGUGAAGCUUCAAGAUAAUGAUAAUGAAAUGAGAAUUCGAUUGAUAGACGAUGCGUUUGGAAAAGUCUGUUCAGCAAUAUCAGAUUUAUCGAUGCAAGUGAGAGCUCAAGCUGCUGAAUUAUUGGGACAGAUGAAGCUAGUAAACAAUGAAUUUUUGUUUCAAACUCUCGAUAAAAAGCUUAUGAGCAACAUGAGACGCAAAAAGACAUCACAUGAACGAGCUUUUGAAAAUUUUACAAGUGGUGAAUGGUCUAGUGGACGAAAAUGGGCAGAUGAUGCUCCACAGGAAUUGAUUAAUACAGAGUCUAUUUCUCUGAUCGAUUCUGGCGCUUGUGGUGCUUUGGUUCAAGGUUUAGAGGAUGAAUUCUUAGAAGUAAGAAUGGCAAGUGUGAACAGCAUGUGUAAUUUAUCAUUAAAUAAUCCUCCUUUUGCUGAAAUUUCACUUGACUUUCUUGUCGACAUGUUUAAUGAUGAAAUUGAAGAUGUGCGAUUGCAAGCCAUAUAUAGCUUGACUAAAAUAUCAGAACAUAUUAUCCUUCGUGAAGACCAACUGGAAAUUAUGUUAGGAUCAUUAGAAGAUUACAGUGUAGAAGUUCGUGAAGGACUUCAUUUAAUGUUGGGAGCAUGUCGUGUGUCAACAAGAGCUUGUCUCACUUUAGUCGUUCAAAAAUUAUUGGAUGUGCUGUCAAAAUAUCCACAAGAUAAACUUUCAGCAUAUGGUUGUAUGAAUAAAGUUGGAAGCAAACAUCCAGAACUUUGUAUGUCUUUGACACCGCAACUUAUUCAAGAUCAUCCAUUCUUCGAUAGCGCUGAAAAAGAUGUUGAGGAUCCAGCAUAUGUUUGUGUCCUGAUUAUGCUGUUCAAUGCUGCAAAGAAUAUGCCACCAAUGUUGAGCUUAUUUCCCGAUAUAAUUCUUAAACAUUAUGCCUAUUUAAGAGACACAAUGCCAAACUUCGUACCAUACUUACCGGUUCGUAAUCAGACCGAAAUGACUCUUGUUGGAACAACGGGAUCACAACAGUUUUUGAGAACGUUAUUGAGUAAUAUUGAAGCUACAUAUUUUAUCAAAACAGCGCGUCAAUCAUUACUUCAAGCAGCUCAAGAGAAUCUUGGUCGAUUAGCUUCAAUUGAUCCUGAAUUAUCGGGAACAGCAAAUUUUACUCGCGACUAUUUGGGAGCUGAGCUCUUAAUGGAACAAUUACAAAUUAACUUAAUGACUCAUCGAGUACCAUCAAAAGAAAGCCUUAAUCAGUUAAUUAAUAAGUGCUUGAGACUUCAAAAUCUCUUCAAUAAUUUAACUCCUGAGGAUCAUAUGUUGGUAAAGCAGAUUUGUGUGCGUGCUAGUGCUUUAAAUUUAGUUUUAGUUGUUAAAGAUAAAUCACAAUCGGCUUUACUUCCAUGUCAAUUACUGCUUCAUGUUGCGUCGGAUGUUCUUGAGUUUUUGAAACAAAAUCCAAAUCUAUCUACAGACUUGUUCACAAAGUCAAUUUUGUCUUACUUGGAGACAGUGAGUGAUCCAAAACCAGGCCGUGUUUCGAGAGGAAUUUUACCGGUCGUUCAAUCUUCUAAUUAUCUGCCAAAUUCAUUGUCAUUAAACUUCAAUAUCAAAAUGUGCACAGCCAGAAUCAUUGAGCCUGAUGAAGCAAUGUCUAAUGAAAAUGUUAUUAAAGUUACUGCUGGUUUAAUAGCAGCACUUCCGAUACAUGCUGAAAUUGAGCAAUUACAAGAAUGCCAGCGUGAGAAUUUGAGGAUAAAAAUUAAAUAUCCAGAUCAAAACAUUCACGUCGUCAUGCCACGCUUAAGAGAUUUAAAGAGAAUAAUUGGAGAAAAUGGAAGUGAGAUGUUAAACAGCUGGCGAUUAAGAACAAAUAUAUUGUUAUCUCAUGGAAUCUGGACAGAGCCGUCACAAGUCGACAUAUCAAUUUGUUUAUCAGUAAAGCCAUCUAACGAAUUGGAAUUGUGCAAACCUGUAAAAGUGAUUUUCUCACCGAAGCCAAUAAGAAAAGGAAUUUAAAUUUCUUUAUUAUACUAGCUUCUUUGCUUACAUUAAAUAUGCGAAAAACAAAAUUUUUUUUGGGUUUUAUCAACAUAGAAGUGGCUGUCAUUUACUGUAAAUAAGAAAAUUUUAAAUAUCGAAAACUAUUAAAGUGCUGUAAAAUUAAACAAGGUAGCAGCUACCAGCUUAUAAUGGCCUAAAAGCUGAAAAUUUAUUAACACCUGAAACAAAACGUCAGCAUUUUAGCAGUUGACAGUCAAAUAAAAGUAAAAUAAACAAAACAUCAAACA